AUGAAAAUUCUUGUUUCCGGUGGUGCUGGUUAUAUCGGCUCUCAUCUUGUUCGAGAACUUUCGACUCAGCAGGAUUACGAAAUUAUUGUCCUAGACAAUCUUUCUAAAGGUCAUAUAAAAUCAAUUCCUAAUGGAAUUAAAUUCGAAAAGGCUGAUGUUCGUGAUAAGAAAGCUCUUGAGAGAAUAUUUUCUGAAUACAAACCAGAUGUCGUAAUGCACUUUUGUGCUUCAAUUUCUGUCGAAGAAAGUGUAGCUGAUCCUUUAGAAUAUUACGAGAAUAAUGUAGUGGGAACUAUUUAUCUGCUUCAAGCAAUGAAAAAACAUAAUGUCAAAUAUUUCAUUUUUUCAUCUAGUGCCGCAAUUUUUGGUAAUGCAAAAAAGGUGCCUAUUACAGAUAAUAUGAGGCCAGAUCCAAUUAACCCUUACGCUGACACUAAAGCUGUCGUUGAAAAAUUACUUGCUUGGUCUGAGAAUGCUUAUGGAUUGAAAUAUAUUUGUCUUAGAUACUUUAACGCCUGUGGUGCUCACGAAAGUGGCGAGAUUGGUGAAGAUCAUGAUCCAGAAACUCACUUAAUACCACUUAUUCUUCAGGUGGCUCUUGGCCAAAGAGAUAGUAUCAGUAUUUUUGGUGAUGAUUAUGAGACUAAAGAUGGAACUUGUGUGCGAGAUUACAUACAUGUCACCGAUCUUGCUACUGCACAUAUCAAGGCUUUAGAAUAUCUCAUAAGAGAGAAUAAAUCACAAUCAUUUAAUUUGGGAUCCGGAGAAGGAUAUACGGUAAAAGAAAUAAUCAAUGCUGCUAGAAAUGUUACCAGUCAUCCAAUUCAAGCUGUAGUGGAAGCCCGCAGAAUUGGUGAUCCUGCAGUACUGAUCGCCGAAUCUACGCGUGCUGAGCAAAUCCUUGGCUGGAAAAGAAAAUAUAAUACAAUUGAGGAUAUUGUUGCUAGCGCGUGGAAAUAUCAUAAAUCUCAUAUAAAUGGAUAUAAUGACCAUUAA
This is a messenger RNA of Racocetra fulgida, 996 nucleotides long. NCBI's taxonomy places the organism in Eukaryota, Fungi, Glomeromycota, Glomeromycetes, Diversisporales, Gigasporaceae. The record is from the annotation of a GenBank genome assembly.